This is a messenger RNA of Crotalus tigris (Tiger rattlesnake), 1098 nucleotides long. Its product is annotated as cyclin-dependent kinase 4 inhibitor B-like. The record is from RefSeq and is a predicted model, not a curated record. Gene Ontology annotation, cellular component: nucleus. The coding region runs from base 40 to 429 and encodes 129 amino acids. NCBI's taxonomy places the organism in Eukaryota, Metazoa, Chordata, Lepidosauria, Squamata, Viperidae. The transcript is spliced from 2 exons. Gene Ontology annotation, biological process: negative regulation of cell population proliferation; regulation of cyclin-dependent protein serine/threonine kinase activity. Gene Ontology annotation, molecular function: protein kinase binding; cyclin-dependent protein serine/threonine kinase inhibitor activity.
UGCUGAGGGAGAGGGGGCAGCAGAUCGGCAACCUGCAGAAUGAAUCGGUCCGACCGGCUAAGCCGAGCAGCCGCGGAAGGCAACGUGGCCGAACUGCGAAGGCUGCUGGACGAGGGCGCCGACCCCAAUGGGCUGAACGCGUACGGCAGGAGCGCGAUUCAGGUGAUGAAACUGGGCAACCCCAGAGUGGCCGAGCUGUUGUUGGAGAGAGGAGCGAAUCCCAACCUGCCGGACCCUUCCACGGGCUCCCGGCCGGUCCACGACGCGGCCCGCGAAGGGUUUCUGGACACUUUGCAGGUGCUGAUCUCCGGCGGAGCUCGCCUCGACCUGCCGAACCACUACGGCCGCCUCCCGCUUCAGGAGGCUGCAGAAAAUGGGCAGAGCCACGUGGUCCAUUUCCUCACCCAGCGACCGACGGACAACGCUUAGAAGCUGCUGGCCGGGGACUCCCCAGUCCAGCCCGGCGCGCUGAUCCGCUGCAUUGGCUCCUUUGCGUUUCCCUAAGUAGCUGGGGCAACAUUUGAGGAGGGCGGGGGGGGUUGACGGCCUCUCCCUUUAAGCUGAGAGACGGCUUAAAAAAAAAAAACACGCCAGUGAGGUCAGUUCAAUUAGUCAAAGGCAAAUUAGUUCCGCUCCCCGAAAGGGAGUAAUUAAAUCAAACUUAACUGCAAGUUAGUUAGUGUCAAGAUAGUCCAUCGCAAGAUAGUCAGGCUGAAGAAGAGGCCCUAUCUUGAGUUUGUUGUCUGUUGACUUGAAUAAGAAACCCGUCUUUCUUAUCCAAUAAAUCUUUCAUUUCCACUGCCGGCUGUCUUCUUCCUUCUUCUGUUUGAUCCUAUAUUCCUCUCUGGGCUGCCCAUGAUUUCAAAAGAAAUUUGGAUUAAAAAUGAAGGAUGUCCAGUGUAUAAUCUUGGUUUUCUUGGGCAGAAUCAAAGCAAAACACAAAGCAAGUGUGUGGAUUUGCAUCUGAGCACCGGAGACUUUUUUUAUAUAGAUAAAAAUUUUUAUUAUUUUUUUUUCAUCAACAUAUAUUAAUUUUUCCAAUCAACAAGUUGUCUGGAGUUUGCUAUGCUAAUACAUGUUCAAUUCCUAAUCCUUCGU